Lodderomyces oxycetoniae is the source of this 2526-nucleotide messenger RNA. It is a transcript of the gene CTF18, whose product is annotated as Ctf18p. The transcript has a single exon. NCBI's taxonomy places the organism in Eukaryota, Fungi, Ascomycota, Pichiomycetes, Serinales, Debaryomycetaceae. Gene Ontology annotation, molecular function: DNA binding; ATP hydrolysis activity; ATP binding. Gene Ontology annotation, cellular component: nucleus. Bases 1 to 2526 code for a protein of 841 amino acids. The record is from RefSeq and is a predicted model, not a curated record.
AUGACGGAGAUUACAAAUGGAACUAGUGGUGGAUUGGACUUUUCCAAAUCGUCUCUAUUUAGUGCUGACCCCUCCCUUUUCAAUAAAGGGAGGGGUAUAGAAAAGGAGAUUCAAUGCGAACCAAUUGAAUUUCUGCUUCCCCCGGUAUCUAAACUGGAUAAAGAGCAAUGUGUUGAUAAAUCACUUAAUAAACUGGUGAGGUUAUUCAAUGGCGAGAUUAUCAAUCUUAAGCUCAAGCUGCCGCGAAGGUCAAAGAAUAAUGCAAUUACCUCGUCCUCGCUUUUGGAUAUGGAUUCACUUAGAACAAAGGUAGAAUUGAGAAAUAGGAUUAAGGAAAACAACAGAAAAUUGGAAGGACAACGAGACCAGCAACAGAAAAUGACCCUUGAAUCUGAUAUAGGUAUCACCACCACCACCACCACCACCACCACCACCACCACCACGCAUUCUCAGAUCUGGACAGAAAAGUAUCGACCCAACAAUUUUUUACAACUAUGUUCAGCUGGAAAUGACAAACAGUACAGGUUGAUAAUGCAUUGGUUAAGCAAGUGGUCACCAGUAGUAUUUGGUGAGCAGGUUCUCAAGAAAGAUGAGGGAGUAGUAGACUCCUUGGGAAGGCCUUUGAAAAAGAUCUUAUUAAUCCAUGGUCCCCCUGGAAUUGGAAAAACAGUAGCCACUCAUAUUUUGGCACGUCAAAUGGGGUAUAACGUGCAAGAGUUAAAUGCCGCCAAUAGUAUGGACACGCUACCUCAAGCUCAACAACAACUGCUGCUGCAGAAUACCGCAAACGGUGCCUACACCAAUGCGACCAAUGCCCUAAGGUUGAAGAUAUACAAUUCGUUGACUUCAAAUAUUGUUUCAAACAGCACUAAACCAUCAUGUCUUGUUAUUGACGAAUUGGAUUCCUUGGCAAAUAUAGGUGAUGUUGUUAAAGUGUUAACCGAUAUAGUCAGUUCUGACCAACGAGCUUAUUAUAAAAAAACAUUCAAAAAUAACAAUAGUGAUAUGCUGGGCGACGGCACAAAACUGCAGCAAAUGAGAAAGAAGAAGGACAGAAUGUUGAAUCGACCAAUCAUAUGCAUAGCCAAUGAUAUUUACUCGAGGCGGCCUGGUAAAAUUGGUCCUAAUCCCUUGGAGAAAAUAAGAGCCAUAUCUGAAGUUGUUGUAUUCAGAAAGCCAACAUUAGCACAAAAGGCAACCGGUGCUAAAAUAAGUGGUAAUGCAAUGAAGUCUGUUAAGGAUUUCCUUAUGCAUAUUAACAACCAAGAAAGAUUGGGAUUGGAUUAUCGAGAAAUCGGAGAUAUUUGCGAAAGUUGCGAAGGAGAUAUUCGUGCUUGUUUAAACCACAUGCAGUUUAAUGGAAAGAAACUGCAUUAUCAGGAGAGUAAAAGGAAAGGCGGCACUCUUCAUAUUCAUGAUAGAAAUGUGUCAUGGUACACCAUGGUCGAUGAAAUGUUUAAAAGAAAUCCACAGUUAAAGAAAGAAGACAAUUUUAUAAAGCUCUUGAACAAGUAUAUGAAUGGUGAUGGGAAAUCGAUAACUGGAAGUACCGACUCGUUUGAAAAAUUUUUGAAUGGAAUAUUCAACAAAUAUUUGGAUGUUGUGCACCUCCAAGACGACUCUCUUCUCAAACCAGCAGAGUUGAGCGAUUGGCUAAACUAUUAUGAUACAUUUAACCAAAACAACGUGGAUUUGAGUCACUACUUUCCGGUAGUGGCCUUAAAGUCCUGGUUGCUUUUCAGUGAGAUAAAGGUUCACUCAACUUCUCACAACUCGCUUGUACCAAAUGCCAAGAACCUCGCAUUUGAGUCGUUUGAAACUUUAAAAGAGAAUAAGCAUAUUGUACAAACAGUGAUGCAGAAUGUGCCUAUAUCUACCCAGUUAGCAAUUGGUGGUUGUGGUGCUAGUGGUGCUAAAAUGGAGAGUCUGGCUACCUUGUUCUUACCAUUUGUUUCCAAAAUGUUGUCAGUGACUAUGUCAUCAAAAGUCAAGCUGAAUUUGUCUAGUGCUGAAUUGCACCGAUUGGAAAAGAUCACUCAACUUGUAAACGGCUUCAAGUUAAAGUUAGAGAACCAGAGAGCACUUGAAACUAGCCAGACUUUUUUGAAAAUCUCACCUGAUUGGGAUCAACUAUUACUCUAUGAAAGUCAAUUUUCUAAAACUAAUGCAACUUUGGAAACAAUGCAAAUUCAAAUCAAAAGACAAACUUUGUUUCCUCUUAUCACAGCUGAAUUGGAAAGACUAGCAUCCUCCAAAAAGCGUCUUCUUCAGGAAGAUACCACUAAUCGUUUGAAGAAACAAAAAGUGCAACAAGAAGGAGAAGUAGAAACAAAUGCAAUGCAAAAGGACAAGAAGAAAAAGAAUCAACAUUUUUUCAUGGAUAGAUAUGAAGAAGUAAAGAGAACUGAAACUAAAGCACUGGAUACAUUUGCCUCGACUUCACAAAGGAUUUGGGUUAAUUACAAUGAAGGUUUUUCCAAUGCAGUAAGAAAAGAGGUUUUAUGGAAGGAUAUAUGGCUUCCUUAG